UUUCACGGGGCGGUCACGUGACCGAAGGGCUUUGCACCGACGUCACAGAAUCCAAGCUCGUGCCGACUGAUGAUCCUCACCGACCUGCUGCGUUUAAACUCUGCGCACCGCUCAAACUCAUCUUUCCUACAGCGUUUCACAGCUGCUUUUAGCUUCAGGUUCCCACUCGCUAAGUGUCUCAAAGAUACGCUACGGUAAUGUAAACCGGGAAUGUUGGAUAUGCACAGGGAACUGUGUAGCUCUUACAAAUAUUAACCAGCUCGCAUUAACACAGUAUGCUAUAUGGCUAACGUAAAUGCAACAGAUACGUCCCCCCGUUAAGAAAACAACCGGUGCUGUUCAGUUCUCUUCAAGUUUUCAGGUGUGGUGGUGAGCCCAUGGAGAAGCCGUCAUCUUCAGGCAAAGCAGCACUGGAGGAGAGAAAAAGCCUGGUUGAGAAUGUUGAAGUGCUGAGAGGUGCUGAGGGUGGAGAGGGGGAUCCUCAGAUCCCGAGGAAGAGCAGCUCCUCUCGCUCCUCCCGCAAGAGCUUCCGUCUGGACUACCGCCUUGAGGAAGAAGUGACGAAAUCCUGUCGGGACAAACAUGGCCGCUGGACCAACCCCUGGCCCACAUGGCGGUUCCCUUCCUACACCACCCUGCUCAGGUUUCUGCUGUUGGAUAAAAAUCACAGCAAUAUACCAUCUAGUAAAGAGGCUCUGGACAGUGAACUCCCGGUGAUGGAACCGUACUUUGUACGGAACCCAGACCUGUCUGACUCCAGUCCAGGCCUGAGAGUCACCUGGCUGGGUCACGCCACAGUUCUGGUUGAAAUGGACGGGUUGAAUAUUCUAACAGACCCAAUUUUCAGCCAGAGGGCCUCACCAUUCCAGUUCAUGGGGCCUAAAAGGUACCGAGGGCCCCCCUGCACUGUGGAACAGCUGCCCAGGAUCGAUGCUGUCGUCAUCAGUCAUUCUCACUACGACCAUCUCGAUGCUGGAUCUGUGGCCAGUCUUAACGCGCGCUUCGGAGGGGAUCUACGCUGGUUCGUGCCCCUGGGUUUGAUGGACUGGCUGAUGAAGAUGGGCUGCGAGAACGUGAUGGAGCUGGACUGGUGGGAGGAAAACUGUGUCCCGGGUCAUGAUGACGUCACCUUUGUUUGCACCCCCUCUCAGCACUGGAGCAAACGCACCGCGCUGGAUGAUAACAAGUCUUUGUGGGGCAGCUGGUCUGUUUUGGGUCCGGACCAUCGAUUCUUCUUUGCUGGUGAUACUGGCUACUGCUCUUCCUUCCAGGAGAUCGGACGUCGAUUCGGACCGUUUGACCUUGCAGCAAUCCCCAUCGGAGCUUACCUUCCCAGGGAUAUGAUGCAGGGGCAGCAUGUAGAUCCAGACGAGGCUGUUCAGAUUCACCAGGACCUUCAGGCUAAACAGUCUCUGGCCAUCCACUGGGGAACCUUCGCGCUUGCCUAUGAGUACUACCUGGAGCCGCCGGUUCGUCUCAGGGAGGCCCUGGAACAGAGAGGACUGAAGCCAGGAUCCUUCUUCACUCUGCAUCACGGGGAGUCUCGCCUUAUAGCUUCACAGGAACGAGACGUCUUUGGCUGAUCCUCUCUGGAGCGUUCAGCAGGCCAACUUCAUUCUGUGUCUGAAACAAAGUGCAGAACGUUUUACUUAUCACACAUACAUGGACUUAAAAGUGGUUUACGUUUUGAAAUGCAUAGAUGUACACAGCUUAUCCCAGCUGAAAAUAAAUCUAGAUGUUCCACA
Scatophagus argus is the source of this 1745-nucleotide messenger RNA. It is a transcript of the gene napepld, whose product is annotated as N-acyl phosphatidylethanolamine phospholipase D. Gene Ontology annotation, biological process: N-acylethanolamine metabolic process; N-acylphosphatidylethanolamine metabolic process. The record is from RefSeq and is a predicted model, not a curated record. The transcript is spliced from 10 exons. Gene Ontology annotation, cellular component: cytoplasm; membrane-bounded organelle. NCBI's taxonomy places the organism in Eukaryota, Metazoa, Chordata, Actinopteri, Scatophagidae. The coding region runs from base 378 to 1583 and encodes 401 amino acids. Gene Ontology annotation, molecular function: zinc ion binding; N-acylphosphatidylethanolamine-specific phospholipase D activity.